CGCCAACAGGAGGUUUCAUCGCCAUUGUGAGGACAAAAAGAGGAGGGGCGGGGGUCCUGUGGGGGAGUCAAGCACCGAGUGUUGAGGUGAGGCAGAGCUCAUCAUUCCGUAGGCUCGUUAAGCUGCACAGCUCCUCGGAUUCUACUGAGACCAACCCCCUCUGUGAGAGCUCCGUCAGACGCUCCUGUGCUGGACCGCAGUGUCUCUGUGCUGCUUCAGCCUCUGUGACGCGGAUGCAACAAGACCCUGCACCCAAAACUUUAUCAUUUGAGGUUUGGAAUAAAGUGCCAACAGUAUGCCUAAACAAGUGGAGGUGAGGAUGCACGAGAGUCACCUGGAGCCCAUCGAGGCUCGGCCUCAGUCCAAAUGUGCCAGACUGUGUUCCAAGUUGUUCAAGAACCUUCUGCUCACUCUCACCGUCCUUGGUGUGAUCUUGGGAGCUGUGUCAGGGAUGUUGCUUCGUGUUGCCUCCCCAAUUCACCCGGACAUCGUCAUGGUGAUCGCCUUUCCUGGAGAUAUCCUCAUGAGGAUGUUGAAGAUGUUGAUUCUGCCUCUUAUCAUCUCCAGUUUAAUCACAGGUCUAGCAGGUUUGGAUGCAAAAUCCAGUGGGCGUCUGGGCACCAGGGCGAUGGUCUACUACAUGUCCACCACUAUAAUUGCCGCCAUCUUGGGAGUCAUCCUGGUGUUGGUCAUCCACCCUGGCAAUCCCAAACUGAAGGAGAACCUGGGAGAGGGCGAGAAAAACGACGAUGUGUCCAGCUUGGAUGCCUUCUUUGAUUUGAUCAGGAACCUGUUCCCCGAGAAUCUGGUGCAGGCUUGCUUUCAACAGAUCCAAACGGUGACAAAGAAGGUGGAAGUGGUUGUUGAGGAGAAUGUCAACGCCACCUCCGUGGAGGGCUUGUUGGCAAAUAUUACCAAGGAGCCUCAGUUCGUUGUCAAAAAGUCCCUGCAGUUCAAGAGUGGCAUGAAUGUUCUGGGUUUGAUUGGUUUCUUUAUUGCUUUUGGCAUCUGUAUGGGCAAGAUGGGCGAGAGGGCCAGACUGAUGAUUGAGUUUUUCAACAUCCUCAAUGAGAUCGUGAUGAAACUUGUCAUCCUGAUCAUGUGGUAUUCCCCCUUUGGUAUUGCCUGUCUGAUCUGUGGUAAAAUCAUCUCCAUCAAAGACUUGGAGGUGGUGGGCAGACAACUGGGCAUGUACAUGAUCACUGUGAUCGUUGGCCUCAUCAUCCAUGGAGUUAUCUUCCUGCCCAGCAUCUAUUUCGCCAUUGUCAGGAAGAACCCUUUCAAAUUCUUCUUGGGUAUCUUCCAGGCCUGGAUCACUGCCCUGGGAACUGCCUCCAGUGCCGGCACGCUGCCUGUGACUUUCCGCUGUCUGGAGGAGAAUUUGGGAAUUGACAAAAGAGUCACUCGUUUCGUGCUUCCGGUCGGUGCCACCAUCAACAUGGACGGAACUGCUCUGUACGAGGCCGUUGCUGCCAUCUUUAUUGCCCAGAUGAAUGGUAUCCACCUGGACCCUGGUCAGAUUAUCACUGUCAGUCUCACAGCUACACUCGCCAGUGUUGGAGCUGCCAGUAUUCCCAGUGCCGGACUGGUGACCAUGCUGUUGAUCCUGACUGCUGUGGGGCUGCCAACCCAGGACAUCAGUCUGCUGGUUGCUGUUGACUGGCUGCUGGACCGGUUCAGGACCUCUGUGAAUGUGGUUGGAGACUCGUACGGUGCAGGCAUCGUGUACCACAUGUCCAAGGCGGAGCUUGACGAGCUGGACGCGCAGGCGGCUAAAUCGGACGACAUCGAAAUGAUGACGAAGACCCCGUCUUAUUACGACGACAUGAAGAACCACCACGAAAACAAUUCCAACCAGUGCGUCUUAACGCCUACCGCAAAUGCUAACCCUUCUGUUGUAGUAGAUGAAUGCAAGGUAACCUCGGCCACAAACGGCUCUGCAGCGGAGUGCACGCUUGUUGAGGAGGAACCAUGGAAACAUGAAUAAUGGCAGCAAAGUGAUCCCCCUGCCCCUGGGCUCCUCAAGCUUUCCUAUAUGGCGAAAAAUAGGAGUGAAUGGAAAAAAAAACAAAAAAAAAAACGUCACGUGAACAGACCUACUAAUUGUUUAUUAUGUAGUCUAGUUUUCAUUUUUAUUAGUCCCUUUAAGAUGUUUUUGUAACUGUUUCUCUGACUGAUAUAUCUACAGUAUACCACUAAUUCACUUAACCGUGAAAUGAUAACAGCACAAUUAUGUCCUUAAUAGCAGACUCUUGCACAACACACUUCAAGACUGAGGGAGGGAAGGAAAAGAACAAAACAAACCUUACUACACACUACUGCUAGCAAUAGAUUCCACUUCUGCUUUUCUACUAAGCACAAACCUCAAAGCGUCUCAGAGGAAUGGGGAUUUAAUGGAGGUUGUCAUGGCGACCGCUUCCUUCCUUUUCUUCCUUUCUUUGUAGUACCAUCACAAGCACACCUGCCAACAUCCGCGCUUCAUUCUCGGCAUGCACCUGGCUACAUUUCACCUAAUAUUACCCAGAAUUCCUGGGGAAGCCACAAAUUGAGUCAUGCCGAGCCUCACAUGAGAAUAUUCACGAUGGAACAUUUAAGCACAAUGUGUUCUUGUUUCGUUUACUUUACCCUCGAAAAAGGGAAAAUUUUCUCCUGUGUUCGACCUCUGUGUGUGUCGGUGUGUGAACGUGUGAGUGUGAGUGUGUGUUCGGAGAGUCGGUAACACGAACAAGUGAGUUACUGGGACCAAACAGGCAGGUAAAAUAAAGUCUCCAACCUGCCACAUUUACACAAAUACAAUCAGUUUUUUUCUGCAAAGUCUCAAUAUUUACAAGAAAGCUUGUCACUGCCCACAAUGAUGCAACGUCAAGAGAAAUGACACUAAUCAAACCGACAGGUGUGAUUCCAUUAUGGCACAAUUGACUUGGCACAAAAAUGUGAUGCACUUAUUUGCGCAGGGCCCCCACAAUUCAAGAGGGCCCUGCUUUUCAUGAAAAAGGCCUAUCUAAAGUAGCAAUCAGUAUAAGACGGGGCGCUUCAUAUGAAAUGUUACUGGAAACAUAUUCUUUAGCCUCUUCCUGCUCUGUCAUUGAAAAUAAUAUGGUGUCAAAUUUAAUCAGUUGUCUUCUGUGGCGCAUAGUUUUAGUCAGGGUUGUGCAACUUUAUGAUAAAUGUGUUGGUUGUGCUAACCAUUUGUUUGCCAUGAAUUUGUACACAAAUGAAAUUCCAGUUAUAAAAAUCAAAAAAGAAUAAAAAUGGUUUGACAUCAAUGAAAACGUGUGAACAAAAUACAAUUAAUGUAUCCUUUGGGCCCCAGUUUAGCCUGUCAAGAAUAGUUACUGGUAUCUGAUGCAGGCCUUUAUGUUUACUCCUUGGCAAGGAACUAAUGUUCACAACAGACCUAACUUGUACAUCCUCAGCACAACACUACGAAUAUUUGAUGAAAAAAAAAAUAUAUGACUUUUGGUACGCACCAGCACAAAAAAAGAGCAAAUGUUUACAACAUCCAGGGAUUGUGGACUUAUGUGCAUCAGCUAAAGGUUACUACUUUAAGUUCUGAUGGGACUCAGAUUGGAGUAUAAAGUUAGCACCAUUUGGCUGCCGGCUGGUAUUUUUAACAAGCACAAACACAGACGGAUUACGGAUAUUUAUACUCAUUUUUUGGAAGAGUCUCGUUUCGCCACGUGUACAAAAGCAAACAUUGCCUAUUUUCAGCCGCCAGAGCUCAAGACUGUUUCUACAAACCCUAGAUGCUGCAGCUGUGCGCCCAUAUCCAAGGAUCUACUCAUAGCACAGGGAACACAUUCUCUUGACAAUAACAAUAAAAUAAAUAAUAAUAAUAAUAGUAAAACACACUCCUUUAGUACAAACUACGACACAAAUGGACCAGUCCGAAUGAGUGAUUCCUGUGUCUUCGUAUCCUUGUCUCUUCACUUGUGUUUGACGACGACUUGGCCUUGACGAUGUUUGCGCGGGCGAGAAUGGAACAUAAACGUGGAGUGCAGCUCUCAAAGCGCGCACUCGGUCUUCGUAACUAAGUGACACGCGCGCGGUCAUUUAUCGAAGGUUGCCGAAGAGCACGGUCCUGGCCAUCAGGACCAUGGACAGCAUCAUGAUGAGAGUUCCAACUCACUAUUUUUAAAAAGCAUGAGUAAAAUGAAACAAAACUUUUUUUUUUUUUUUUUUUGCACCACUAUCUUAAAAAAAAGCAUGAUAUUUGAAGUGCCUCCUUGCACUUUUGUGUAUAUAUUGUAGUCAACAGUAUUUUGUUGUUAUUUGAUUUCAUCUCUUUGUCCCUUCUGGGGAUUGUUGAAAUGGUAUAUAGACUAUAGUUACAUUUUAAAUGUAAUCCUCUAGGAAAAAAAUGUAUCAUCUACUGUAUGUCCCAAGUAGAAUUAGCUUAGACAAACUGCAGGAAAUUGUGUAUUAAAUUGCCUGUUUGCUCUUUUUUUUUUUUGUAUUCUCUAAUAAUGGUUAACUAGCUGCUUUACUUCUCUUGUCACUCAACAAUAUACAGUAUAAAUAUCUUCUUUUUUUUUUUUGUAUCUAAUGUAAGCCUUUUGAAUGUUUGUUCAAUGAUGAUCCGCAGUGUGCAUUCAUAUCAUUGUAUAUACAUAAAUAUAUAAAUGUUCUGUUCCGUGGCAAUAUAAAAUAGCCUAAAGCACAACAAACAUUUGCAUGGGGAGGGUUGGGGGGGGGGGGGGGGGGGCAUUAAGAUGAUUGGGAACGAGAGACAGAGAGAGAAGGAAGAAGCCUUCCUGGUUUGUUGAACGUGACUUAUGGGAAAUGAGAGAAAGGUUUUUGAGAAGAAGGUACAAAUUUGCCCUGUAUGUAGGCUAGAGGGAAGGAACACAUGUCAUAUUUACAAAUACCACUUUUUAGUGUUGGGGAACGUACCUCAGGUGAAUCAUAAUGUCUGUCCCCCGAUGAAGAUUUGCCUUCGCUCAUAUACGGCAUCCUCCUGAGCGCCCGUGUCCUCUGCAUUGGACAUUUCCUAUUUUGCAUAGGCUGUUUUUUUUUUUCAGAAUUGUGUAACUAUGACAACAAGAAUAUAGCGAGGGGGGGGGGGGGGGGAUGUCCACAGUAGUGGACGCUGGCGCUCAAGAUGAUAUAUGCACCAUAACUUCCUGAGGGCAAGCGUCCGCUGCAGUGGACUUUCGAAUUUCGCAUAACAGACCUAUUUGUCAGAAAUCAUAAUAUCAGAAUCGGAAGUACUUUAUUAAUCCCCAAGGGGAAAUUGAAAAUAUUCUGCAGUGGACAUUUGUGUUUGCAUUGUGUAACCUUGAUGAAAGAAAUGUAGUAAAACAAAUGUCUACCGUAGAGGACGCUAGUUCUCAGGAGGAUACAAGUAUUUGACCUGGUGCUUGGAUAGUAGCGUUAUCUCCAGACUGCUCUUAUCCGCGUUAUGGCCACAAAUGCAACAUACAGUAUAGAUCCGGUAUAUGAGAUACAGUGUACUCACAGUAUAUAACAUACAGUAUAAAGGUAGUGUAUAAUGUAACAUACUGUACACAUACAGUAUAGACUCUGUCAUGCCUUUCAACAUACAACAUAUCCUGUAGUUUCCUGCCUUUACCCGCUUGCCUUUUUCCACAUUCUACGCAAUGCACAAUAUGCACAGAAACCCACCUGAUAUACGGAAACAAUAUUUGCAACAAGAGCCAGUAACUUUUGUCCUUUUCUAUUGAAACGUGUCUUUUUAUUUUUGAAAGCGACCCCCUGAUAAUAACCCACCUGUCGAGAAAAACUUGCCUUCCUGAUCUUACUUUUCGAGGCCUUCCCUUCCUAGUGAAGCUUUUAUCUCGCUCUGAUUUCGAUGUAAAGGCAGCAAGUACAGAGAAAAAUAUAUAAGAAAAUAAAAACACACAACUUCUUUCCUCGAUGUUGAAAAGAAUCUGUUUCUACAUAUCUAAAUGUGCUGUACCUUUGGUGUACAUAUACAAAUAUCACUAAUAAAUGUUGAUUCAUAACUAA
This is a messenger RNA of Nerophis ophidion (straightnose pipefish), 5970 nucleotides long. Its product is annotated as excitatory amino acid transporter 2-like. The record is from RefSeq and is a predicted model, not a curated record. The coding region runs from base 296 to 1987 and encodes 563 amino acids. Gene Ontology annotation, cellular component: plasma membrane. The transcript is spliced from 11 exons. Gene Ontology annotation, molecular function: L-glutamate transmembrane transporter activity; glutamate:sodium symporter activity; neutral L-amino acid transmembrane transporter activity. Lineage: Eukaryota; Metazoa; Chordata; Actinopteri; Syngnathiformes; Syngnathidae. Gene Ontology annotation, biological process: L-glutamate transmembrane transport.